Molecule: messenger RNA, 3347 nt
Organism: Eutrema salsugineum
Lineage: Eukaryota; Viridiplantae; Streptophyta; Magnoliopsida; Brassicales; Brassicaceae
Product: cellulose synthase-like protein D4
Exons: 3
Coding region: 9-3347 (1112 amino acids)
Biological process (GO): plant-type primary cell wall biogenesis; cellulose biosynthetic process
Cellular component (GO): trans-Golgi network; plasma membrane
Molecular function (GO): cellulose synthase (UDP-forming) activity; mannan synthase activity
Source: RefSeq, a predicted model, not a curated record
GCAUCAUAAUGGCGUCCACGCCUUCUCAAACGUCUAAGAAGGUUCGUAACAAUUCUGGUAGCGGACAAACGGUUAAAUUCGCAAGAAGAACAUCUAGUGGACGAUAUGUGAGUCUAUCCCGAGAUAAUAUUGAAUUAUCGGGCGAGCUCUCGGGAGAUUAUUCUAACUAUACAGUUCACAUACCUCCGACGCCGGACAACCAACCCAUGGCCACCAAAGCUGAAGAACAAUAUGUGUCAAACUCUCUAUUUACCGGAGGUUUUAACAGUGUCACGCGUGCACAUCUUAUGGAUAAAGUCAUCGAUUCAGAUGUCACACACCCUCAGAUGGCUGGUGCUAAAGGUUCUUCGUGUGCCAUGCCUGCUUGCGACGGAAAAGUCAUGAAAGACGAGAGAGGAAAGGACGUGAUGCCAUGUGAAUGCCGGUUCAAGAUCUGUAGGGAUUGCUUCAUGGACGCCCAGAAAGAGACAGGUUUAUGUCCAGGAUGUAAGGAACAAUACAAAAUCGGGGACCUAGACGAUGAUACGCCUGAUUUUUCUAGUGGUGCUCUCCCCUUACCAGCUCCAGGAAAAGAUCAACGUGGCAAUAACAGCAGCAACAUGUCCAUGAUGAAAAGGAAUCAAAACGGCGAAUUUGACCACAACAGGUGGUUGUUUGAGACGCAAGGCACAUACGGUUACGGGAAUGCGUAUUGGCCUCAAGAUGAAAUGUACGGAGAUGAUAUGGACGAAGGAAUGAGAGGUGGCAUGGUGGAAACAGCUGACAAACCAUGGCGGCCGCUAAGCCGACGGAUUCCAAUCCCAGCUGCCAUCAUAAGCCCCUACAGACUGUUAAUCGCAAUUCGUUUUGUCGUGCUCUGUUUUUUCCUAACUUGGAGGAUUCGAAACCCUAACGAAGAUGCAGUAUGGCUAUGGUUGAUGUCAAUAAUAUGCGAGCUUUGGUUUGGAUUUUCAUGGAUUCUAGACCAAAUCCCAAAGCUGUGUCCCAUAAACCGCUCUACCGACCUAGAAGUACUUCGUGACAAAUUUGACAUGCCUUCUCCAUCAAACCCCACAGGGAGGUCUGAUCUUCCGGGUAUCGACCUCUUUGUGUCCACGGCAGACCCAGAGAAAGAGCCACCCCUUGUCACCGCAAACACUAUUCUAUCCAUCCUGGCCGUUGAUUAUCCGGUGGAGAAGGUGUCAUGCUACCUUUCUGAUGAUGGAGGAGCCCUUCUAUCGUUUGAAGCCAUGGCAGAAGCUGCCAGCUUUGCGGAUUUAUGGGUGCCCUUUUGUCGGAAACAUAACAUCGAACCUCGGAAUCCAGACACAUAUUUUAGUUUGAAGAUUGAUCCAACAAAAAACAAAAGCAGGAUUGACUUUGUCAAGGACAGGAGGAAGAUUAAGAGAGAGUAUGAUGAGUUCAAGGUUCGAAUCAACGGCCUCCCUGACUCAAUACGGAGGAGGUCGGAUGCGUUUAAUGCAAGGGAAGAAAUGAAGGCUCUGAAACAGAUGAGAGAGAGCGGAGGUGAUCCAACAGAACCUGUGAAAGUCCCUAAAGCCACGUGGAUGGCCGAUGGUACCCACUGGCCAGGAACUUGGGCAGCCGCUACUCGAGAGCAUUCCAAAGGUGACCAUGCUGGGAUCCUACAAGUGAUGUUGAAGCCACCCAGCAGCGAUCCUUUAAUCGGCAAUGACAACGACAAGAUCAUUGAUUUUUCAGAUACAGAUACUCGGUUACCCAUGUUUGUGUAUGUGUCACGUGAGAAACGACCAGGUUAUGAUCACAACAAAAAAGCUGGAGCCAUGAAUGCACUCGUCCGUGCCUCUGCUAUUCUCUCAAAUGGACCUUUCAUCCUUAAUCUUGAUUGUGAUCAUUACAUAUAUAAUUGCAAGGCCAUCCGAGAAGGGAUGUGUUUUAUGAUGGACAGAGGUGGUGAAGACAUUUGCUACAUUCAAUUCCCACAAAGAUUUGAAGGCAUCGAUCCUUCCGAUAGAUAUGCCAACAACAACACUGUGUUUUUUGAUGGCAAUAUGCGUGCUCUCGACGGUGUUCAGGGACCGGUUUAUGUCGGAACAGGAACUAUGUUUAGACGAUUUGCUCUCUACGGUUUUGAUCCACCAAAUCCUGACAAGCUUCUAGAGAAGAAGGAAACAGAGAUAGAGGCCCUGACAACUAGCGACUUUGACCCGGACCUUGAUGUCACACAACUCCCCAAACGCUUCGGCAACUCAACACUCCUAGCAGAGUCAAUUCCUAUUGCAGAGUUUCAAGGUCGUCCAUUGGCAGACCACCCUGCUGUCAAGUACGGUCGUCCUCCUGGAGCCCUUAGAGUGCCUCGUGACCCACUUGAUGCCACCACUGUGGCAGAGUCUGUUUCUGUAAUCUCUUGUUGGUACGAGGAUAAAACAGAGUGGGGAGACAGAGUCGGGUGGAUUUACGGGUCAGUGACAGAGGAUGUGGUGACAGGGUACCGGAUGCAUAACCGUGGGUGGCGUUCUGUUUACUGCAUCACAAAACGAGAUUCAUUUCGAGGAUCUGCACCCAUAAAUCUCACAGACCGUCUUCACCAGGUGUUGCGGUGGGCCACCGGGUCUGUUGAGAUUUUCUUCUCAAGAAACAACGCCCUUCUCGCCUCCAAACGUCUCAAAUUCCUCCAACGUCUCGCAUACCUCAACGUUGGGAUAUAUCCCUUCACCUCCUUGUUUCUCAUCCUCUAUUGUUUUCUUCCCGCAUUCUCUCUUUUCUCUGGACAGUUCAUCGUGCGGACGCUGAGUAUCUCCUUCUUAGUCUACCUCCUCAUAAUCACCAUCUGUUUGAUUGGCUUGGCGGUUUUAGAGGUCAAGUGGUCUGGCAUUGGACUCGAGGAGUGGUGGAGAAAUGAACAGUGGUGGCUUAUCUCUGGAACGAGCUCUCACCUUUACGCUGUGGUCCAAGGAAUCCUCAAAGUCAUUGCAGGGAUCGAGAUCUCCUUUACAUUGACGUCCAAAUCCGGAGGAGAUGACAACGAUGACAUAUACGCAGAUUUGUACAUAGUGAAAUGGUCGUCGCUGAUGAUACCGCCCAUAGUGAUAGCGAUGGUGAACAUAAUAGCGAUUGUGGUGGCCUUCGUCAGGACGAUAUACCAGGCGGUGCCACAAUGGAGCAAGCUGAUCGGAGGAGCUUUCUUCAGCUUUUGGGUCUUGGCACAUUUGUAUCCAUUCGCAAAAGGAUUAAUGGGUCGGAGAGGCAAAACUCCAACCAUAGUUUUCGUGUGGGCAGGUCUCAUUGCCAUCACCAUCUCUCUACUCUGGACAGCCAUCAACCCUAACACCGGACCUGCUGCUGCUGCUGAGGGUGUGGGAGGCGGUGGUUUUCAAUUCCCUUAA